UCUUUUACACGAUAUCUAUAAAAACCGGUAACAAAUUCAAAGCCGGCACUGAUGCUAAGGUAUUCCUUAAUAUGAAAGGCUCCUUCGGUUCGACUGGCAGAUACUUCUUUCUUAGUCAGUCCGACGACAAUUUUGAGAGGGGCGACACGGACAUGUUUUCGGUAUACACUCAAAACGUUGGGAGGGUUCACUCUAUCGAGAUAGGACACAAUAACAUCGGCAGCGAUCCAGGCUGGUUCCUUGACUAUGUUGAUAUCGAUCAGAGAGUGGCAGCUGUCAAUGACACAGACAUUAGACCUGGUACUACCAAGUACCGGUUCAACUUUUUUAACUGGAUUGCCUCUGAUAAGGGUGACGGGCUGCUGGUCAAGACCAUAUAUCCUAACCCCCCUGUGGUCAAAAUUGCCUAGAUUUGCUUUAAAAUAUGGAAGA
Physella acuta is the source of this 432-nucleotide messenger RNA. Its product is annotated as lipoxygenase homology domain-containing protein 1-like. NCBI's taxonomy places the organism in Eukaryota, Metazoa, Mollusca, Gastropoda, Physidae. Gene Ontology annotation, molecular function: protein binding. The record is from RefSeq and is a predicted model, not a curated record.